This is a messenger RNA of Cyprinus carpio (common carp), 2434 nucleotides long. RefSeq lists its product as uncharacterized. Gene Ontology annotation, molecular function: protein binding; GTPase regulator activity. NCBI's taxonomy places the organism in Eukaryota, Metazoa, Chordata, Actinopteri, Cypriniformes, Cyprinidae. The record is from RefSeq and is a predicted model, not a curated record.
UGACAGUAGCUCAGCAUCGCUUGAAACAAAGACACGAAAAUGACAGAUACAUCAGUUAACUUGGCCACUGUAUCCUCGUAUAAUUGUGCUCUAGUUUUCCUGACUGUGGAAAGAGAGAGGCAACUGAUCCCCCAGGAGGCAAUGAAUGGAACUCAACAAUGCAGGAAUGCAAGCCAGUGUGUGUGUAUGUGUGUGCACCAGACAGUGUGUGUUUUUGUUGGUGUGUAUAUGUCUGUGUUUGAGUGAACAACGGGAGCGAGAUUUGGAAGCCGAUUUCCAGUUCCUAUAGCAACCAUGAUGUAAGCGUAGAGGGGCAACUGCGCCCCAUUUCUCUCUAUCUCUCCCCCCUCACUCUCCCUUUCUCUCCCUCUCCCCCUCGAAAAACACACAGCCCAGCACACAGGAAACCUGGGUGUAGAAGAUAGGGAAGUCAUCCUCAUUUUGCUGGAAUAUAAGCCAUUUUUUCUUGUAUUUAUAUUCUUUUUUUUUUUUUUUUUUUAGUGUUUUUAAGAUUUGCAAGCCAUUCAGUAGCAUGUACGUUUCAAACCUGGGAGAGAAAGGUCUGCUUGUCAUGUCUGCCAAGAAAAUCAUUUAGUGCCAGAGGCUGUAGCAAUUGGUGUAUGGCUGUUCUUAGAUGAAGUCCUUGUAGAGAGCGCCUUUGUGAACUUUAUUGCUUUUGGAUUUUUUGAAAAGGAUAAAACUGGUAAGUCCCAGUUACCUCUAAUGAGGUCUGCCCUUUCACUGUGCUCAGAGACCCCAGAAGCAGCGGCAUGGAGAACCGGCGCUGCCAGCACCCUCAACAGUCCAAUACCCAGGCACAAGAGGCCUCGUCUGGGCCGCAGUCCUCCAUGCCCCAGUCCCCUUUACUGUCUGGAGCCUCCUCCCUCAUCUCCCUUACCCAGACAGAGGAGUUCUUUGACCUGAUAGCCAGUUCCCAGAGCCGCAGACUGGAUGACCAGAGAGCCAGUAUAGGGGACCGUCUGGGCAUCAGGAUAGCACAGAACAAUGUGGGACACUUGUGUGAGGCAUGUAGUCCACAGGAACCUAGUGAUGAGUUUUUCAACAUGCUCAUAAAGUAUCAGUCCUCCAGAAUCAAUGAUCAGAGGUGCUCUUUGCCACCAGCACCAGACCCAGAUGAAGACUUCUUCAGCCUUAUUCAGAGGGUGCAAUCCAAACGCAUGGAUGAACAACGGGUUUCUUUUCCUUCUGAUGAAACGGAUGAAACAGACUUAAAUUAUAAGUCCAAAACCUCUGAGGGCUCAAGCUAGAGACUGUAGCACUUCUGAUACGACUUCCACAAAGUCUUCUGCAAACUCUGACUCUCUGGCUGCACAUUUUAAAGAUCUUCCAAGGCUGGGGUUAGGGGGGAGUAAUAUAGGUUUAUUUUAAUUAGUAGGAUUAUAUCAUGUUGAAUUGUUUCAUAUUUUUACAGUCACCUUGAGUUACCCUGAGGUGAAUCCAAACUCGACAGAUGUGAUUCUGAGGAAAUGGAAACACUCACAUGUUUGUAUGUUCCAAUAAUUGUUCCUUCACAAAAGUGUUUGUGCAGAUUUCAAGCAAAGCAACGCCAUGGAAAAUGAUUAACAUGAUGCUUUCCAAGGAUAAUAUUACUAACUACUGUCACACAACACAAUAUAGAUCGGUGUGACAAACAACAGCAGCACAUAAUCUACAAACAGGUGCGUGUUCAUUUAACUCAAGUGGAAAGUAUGUUUCAGCACACACUGAAUAUGAAUGAACUGAUACCAGCAGAUGGGAGCAAUUGUAUUUGGCAUGACACUGAAGUUGUAUGGCUCAUGGAUUAGUUCAUGUGGUUGUCUAAUUCUGCUGAUAAGUAAUAUAAGUAAUACUAAUAGUAACAGACUUAAAGGGUUAGUUCACCCAGAAAUGAAAAUUAGCCUGUGUUUUACUCACCCUCAAAGCAUCCUAGGUGUAUGUGAUGUUCUUCUUUCAGACAAAUCUUAUACUAAAAACUGUCCUGGCCCCUCCAAGCCUUUCAAUGGGGCUAAGCAGGUGUUGAUUGUCAACAGUUCAGAAGACGUGAAAUAACGUAAUGAUGCACAUCUGUAAUAAAACAUCCCUCACAUGGCUCCGGGGGUGUGAAUAAAGGCCUACUGUAGUGAAUCCAUGCAUUUUUGUAAGAUAAAUAUCCAUAUUUCAAACGUAAUAAACACUUUUCUAUCACUUCCACCUUCUGUCAAGCCAUUCCGGCGGAUGACAUAAUACGUUGGUGUUGCAGGAUUAGUGACGAGCGCGGAGACAAAACAAAUUUAGAAGCACAAAACGAGGAUUUGUAAAGAAAAAUGUCAGAGGAUUUCGAUAUAAGCCAAGAGGAGACUGGUUUUCCUUUGCUAAAGUAAGGAAACUUUAUUUCCUUUGCUCCUAUAAGAAAAAUUUGCUAGACCUGUAUACUGUAUCUCAAAAGAUACAGCCC